AUGUGGGGUCUACUAUUCGUUUCCUCCCUUCUCGUGACCUUCACGGUGUUGCCGAUUCAACAGUGCUAUGGCCAGUUUACACUCGAACAGAUGCGGAUAGUGUCAACCAGGACGAAUGAAUCACACUUCGACAGUCUCCUCAAAAAUAUCCUAAAGCCCCGAAUCGUUGGAACGGCCACCCACAGCGAAGUUAAGCGAAGUAUUGUAAAAGAGCUGAAAUCUCUGGGUUUUACCGUCGAAUUAGAUGAGUUCAACCAAAAGGCACCCCACUUCGGGAUGCUUAAGUUCACCAACAUUAUUGGCAAGCUCAACCCGAACGCCGAUAAGUAUCUCGCUUUGGCCUGCCACUACGAUAGCAAGUACUUCCGGGAGCACGCUUUCGUGGGUGCGGUUGACUCUGCUGUUCCUUGCGCGAUAAUGCUGAACCUUGCGAAAACCACAAAUUCGGCACUGAAACUCCUGCAGAACAACACCGACCUCAGCCUGAUGCUGCUGUUCUUCGACGGCGAAGAAGCGUUCCGGAAGUGGUCCGCCACAGACUCUCUGUACGGCUCAAGACACUUGGCCACCAAAUGGACCACAGCCCCGUACGUCUCAAAGACACUUGGGAAAUCGAUGCGCGAAAUCGACCGUGUGCAACUGCUUGUGCUGCUGGAUUUAAUCGGUAGCGAGAAUCCAAGGUUUUAUAAUUUCUUUCCCAACACUCGGAAUUACCAUAGACGGUUGAGUAAAAUCGAAAGCAGUUUGCGACAAAAUAAGCUGCUCGUGAAAGACCCCAAGAGUGAUACCAUGUUUCCAGAUCAAACGCUUUACAGCCGCAUUGAAGACGAUCAUCUUCCUUUUUUGAAAAGAAAUAUCCCGGUGCUGCAUUUGAUCCCAGUUCCAUUUCCAAAGUAUUGGCACAAACCUGAAGACAACGAAGCGAACCUUAAUCGGGCAACGAUUAAGAACGUAAAUGCCAUUUUGCGAAUAUUUAUGUUGGAACAUUUAACAUUUUGCAACAGUAAAUAUGGACGGUCAGUGCAAAAUUGCUUAUAAGGAUCGAGACUUACUCAAGAUUUGAUCUCUGGCAGUAUGUAGAAUCAAAGUUUUAAAACAGACACUUAAUUUAAUUUUAAAUAUUAUUUUAAAUGGGGAUAUACUCAUUCCAACUGUUUGUUGUCGAUUAGGAUUAAAAGUGUAUGGCUUUACAAAGUGCAAAACUGUCACGAGAUAGUGUUAUCCAGUUUUAUUUUAAGUUGAACCUUAUUAUUAUAUCGUUAA
This is a messenger RNA of Anopheles nili, 1263 nucleotides long. Its product is annotated as glutaminyl-peptide cyclotransferase-like. The record is from RefSeq and is a predicted model, not a curated record. Gene Ontology annotation, molecular function: glutaminyl-peptide cyclotransferase activity; zinc ion binding. The transcript has 3 exons. Lineage: Eukaryota; Metazoa; Arthropoda; Insecta; Diptera; Culicidae. Bases 1 to 1038 code for a protein of 345 amino acids.